Molecule: messenger RNA, 3879 nt
Organism: Penicillium soppii
Lineage: Eukaryota; Fungi; Ascomycota; Eurotiomycetes; Eurotiales; Aspergillaceae
Product: ABC transporter ATP-binding protein
Exons: 11
Coding region: 1-3879 (1292 amino acids)
Biological process (GO): transmembrane transport
Cellular component (GO): membrane
Molecular function (GO): ATP binding; ATP hydrolysis activity; ABC-type transporter activity
Source: RefSeq, a predicted model, not a curated record
AUGACCUCGUCUUCUUCCCCGACCGGGGAAAUACAAGAAACCACUCUCCACCAAGAAACGAAGAUCGCCAACCAACCUGAUGAAUCCAGCAUCUCCCUUGACAAAGGAAAGGAGAUUACAACUAAGCCAGCGUCUCUCUCCAGCUAUUUGAGAAUUCUCUCUUAUGGCUCUCGACAUGGAGGAGUUUUCGCCAUGAUCGUGGGAAUGCUAUGUGCCAUGGGCUCAGGAAUCGCACUUCCUUUGAUGAACAUUGUUUUCGGCAAGAUUGUCGGUGAUUUCAACUCGUAUGCCUUACCAGACACGAGUUUUAAUGAGCAGACGUUCAAAGCAUCUGUCAACAAAAGCAGUUUGUACAUCGUGUACUUGUUUAUCGGCAAGUUCGCGCUUACUUAUAUUGCCAUGAUAUGCUUCCGAAUUGUCAGUCUCUAUGCAUCGGCAGCCUUGCGACUCGAAUAUACUCAGUCGCUAUUCUCGAUGCCUAUCAGCAAAUUAGACGAGAUAUCCGUGGGUUCCGUGAGUAACGCCAUCACGGCGCAGUCGAACACGAUCCAACAGAGUGUUUCAGAUCGCCUUGCUAUUCUAUUCCAAUCACUGGCCCUGCUGGUCGCCGCAUACGCCAUCGCAUUCCGCUACUCGUGGGCCUUAACACUCGUUGUGAGCUCGGCGAUUCUUUUUGUCGUGUUGUGUUUCUGUCUCACGGUCCCUUUCCUGAUCAAGGGCCAGCAACAUAUUGACGAAGCUGAUAAUAAACAUGCCUCGAUCGCCGCAGAUGCGUUUAGUUCUAUCCGUACGGUGUUCUCGUUGGGCGCAGAGGCUCCUCUCACCAAAAAGCACUCGCAGUGGAUUGACGAAGCCCGUAAACGUGGACUGAAGAUGUCACUGGUGACAGGAACUCAUCUUGCAACGUUGUUUUUCGCCAUGUAUGUCAGUUUUGCGCUGGCAUUCUGGUUUGGAUUGAAGUUGUAUCGGGAAGGCCAUAUUGCGAACAUCAAUACUGUGAUUACGGUCUUCUUUUCAGUACUAUUGGUCGUGACGGUGAUGGGAGGUAUUGCUGCGCCACUAAUGGCGAUUUCCAAAGCGAUCAGUGCCUCGGGCGCAUUCUUCGGAGUGAUAGAUUCAGAGCCAGCCUCGCUGGGUGGUCUCCGUGACCCCGAAGUCACCAGUCAAGCGGAUAUCAUCUUUGAAAACAUCAAGUUCGCGUAUCCAACUCGUCCUGACACGCAGGUUUUGAAGGGGUUCAGCGCAAGCUUCCCACGGGGCAAGACCACAGCACUCGUCGGACCUUCAGGUUCAGGGAAAAGCACCAUAGUAGCUUUAAUUGAGAGAUGGUAUCGGAUUGAAGCAAUCUCUGAUGGCGCCGAUGAUUCAACUAGUGGAAGAGUACUCGUUGAUGGUCAUAAUAUCAACGACUUGGACGUCAAGUGGUGGAGAUCGCAAGUCGGGCUAGUCCAGCAAGAGCCGUUUCUCUUCAAUGAUUCCAUCUACCAAAAUGUGGCCUUUGGGUUGAUAGGAUCCAAGUGGGAGAACGAGACCGAAUCUGUAAAGUUGGAACUCGUUACUGCAGCUUGCAGGGAAGCAUAUGCCGAUGAAUUCAUAGAGAGACUACCCGAGGGCUAUUCCACAAAGGUCGGCGAAGGUGGUAUCACCUUGAGUGGAGGACAACGGCAAAGACUCGCCAUCGCCCGAAGCAUCGUCGGGCAGCCUCCAAUUCUCGUCCUUGACGAAGCAACAAGCUCUAUUGAUGUGCGCGGUGAAAAGGUCGUACAGGCGGCGCUAGACCGAGUGUCUAAGGACAGAACUACAAUCAUGAUUGCUCAUCGCUUGUCGACGGUCCGCAAAGCAGAUAAUAUCGUUGUAAUGCAGGAUGGGACUUGCGUGGAACAAGGGUCUCAUCAAGAGCUCAUGCUACAGGGCGCAGUGUAUCACAGCUUGGUGAACGCACAGCAGCUGGAGCCAUUAGAUGCCUCCACGGAGAGUGGGACAGAAGAGUUGCUCAUUUCCCAGAAAGAAGAAAUCCGCCCGCAUGACUAUCCAGUUGGCGAAGAAAAAGAGGAAGAAGCGCAAGUUGCGAAGAAAGCUAAAAGCAUGGGACUCAUGAGGAGCUUGGGAAUUAUUUUCUACGAGCAUCGCAGUCACUGGAUUCUCUAUGUCUUGACUAUCGCGUCUGCGAUUGGAGCUGGAUCUGGUUACGCAUUGCAAAGUUGGCUCUUCGCCCAGUUGAUACAGGUGUUUCAGUUUACAGGCCAGAAACUGGUUGAUCAAGCUAAUUUCUGGGCCUUGAUGUUUUUUGUCCUAGCCAUUGCUAUGUCUACCUUCUACUUUCUACUGGGGACCUCUGCCAAUACAAUGUCCAUGUAUAUUGGAUCCAGCUACCGUAAAGAUUAUUUUGCAAAUACCCUCAAAAGGCCGGUAUCAUUCUACGAUUGUGAAGAAAACUCAUCUGGUACUUUGAUCUCACGGCUUUCCCUGGACCCAAAACAGAUUCAAGAUCUGUUAGGCCCGAUGGGGGUGUUCCCACUUAUUUCGAUUUUUAAUGUUGCCGGAUGUGUGGCGAUCUCAUUCUCGUUUGGCUGGAAACUUGCAGCGGUCACAUUUUUCGGAGCGAUGCCCUUCAUUUUGCUUGCGGCUUUUAUGCGAAUUCGUUAUGAGACGCAUUUUGAAUCUAUGAACGCCGAAGUCUACGCGGAUAGCUCCAAAUUUGCGACGGAGGCUAUCAGGGCAUUCCGUACUGUCUCCGCUCUUACGAUGGAGAGCACCAUUAUCGAAAGAUAUUCGACUUUGCUGAAAGAGCAAAGAACCAAGGCAUUCCGGAAGUCAUGGUAUGCGACCUUGAUAUUCGCGUUUUCUGACAGUGUUGAACUUUGUGCCAUGGCCCUCACGUUUUGGUAUGGUGGACAACUCUUGGCAUCCCGCGAAUAUGGCCCCGUGGCAUUCUUCGUUGUUUAUAUUGCGAUUAUCCAAGGUGGCCAGGCGGCGGGUCAAUUCCUCUCCUUCGGUCCCAACGUAGCACAGGCCAAGGCAUCCGCAAAUCGAAUUCUUUCCGCACGAAAACCCUCCCAGGGUCAGCUUGAGAGCCCGUCCGCCGAGCCCAUGCCGCAAGACCUACGUCCAUCAGUCGAGCUCUGCGAUGUCUCGUUCAGUUAUCAGUCUCGCAACGUGUCCACCUUUUCCGAUCUUAACAUUUCCAUUGAAAGCGGCCAAUUUGUCGCAUUUGUCGGCCCCUCAGGCUGCGGAAAGUCAACAGUAAUAUCGCUUCUUGAAAGAUUCUAUGACCCCACCAGCGGGAAGAUCCUCUUCGGUGGCCGAGACAUAUCCUCCAUCCAACGGGCAUCCUAUCGAAAGGCAUUGUCCCUGGUGGCACAGGAACCCAAGUUAUUCGAGGGAACCAUCCGAGACAACUUACUUCUCGGUAUUGAAGAUAACGAAGAUCUGCAGACAGAAGAACGCAUGAUCCAAGCAUGCAAAGACGCUGAGAUCCAUGAUUUCAUUAGCUCUCUCCCGGAGGGCUACCUUACUGGACUCGGUGUCAAUGCCCAAACUUCCCUCAGUGGCGGCCAGAAGCAGCGUCUUUGUAUUGCCCGGGCGCUGAUCCGGAAACCGCUACUCCUGCUACUGGACGAAGCCACAUCCAGUCUUGACUCUCAAUCCGAGAAACUCGUCCAAGAGGCCAUGGAGCGGCUGGCUGGUAAGAAGAGUAUGACUAUUAUUGCUGUUGCGCACCGUCUGGCGACGAUCCAGAAAGCGGAUGUGAUUUUCGUCUUUGGCGAGGGCGCGCGAGGUCAAGGGUCUAAGAUUCUUGAAAAGGGCUCACAUCACGAAUUGCUGCGCAGAAAGGGCCCUUAUUGGCAGAUGUGUCAAGCACAAGCCCUAGAUCAGUAG